GCAAGCGGGAUGUGUUGUUGAAGUGGAAUUGACGUUGUGCGAGAUAAUAAAAUUAAACUGCUUAAAAAAUCUUUUUAACUUAUUGAAUAGCAGCUCUCCCUUCAAAAUUCUUAUAAAAACCAAUUACAUAUAAUAAUAAGUGCGGUAAAUUAUUGAAUUAUAUCAGUGGUUUGACGUAAAUGAAGUUAUGCAUUGUCAUACUCUGCAUAUAAAAUAGUGCGAAAUUUACUUGCUUGCUGCGAAAAGAAAUAAGGCGGAAAUUGGAGAUAAGUGAAAAAAUUAACAAGGUUCUUUUUUCAUUUGUCUAGUAAGACCCAUAAAAAGGAAAAACACUUAAACGAAGUAAAUUUUCUGGACGUGUUUAGGUGAUUGAGGCAUUAGGUGAAGGUGUGUGUCAGUGAUUUCAACUUCAUUACUUUCGCUAAAAGAAAACAAGUGCUGUUUUUUCCUUGUCGAUCUAUUGGCGGAAUUAGAAAUAUGGCACCAGCGUUAAGUAAAAUUGCGCAAAACCAGAGCGCCAUAGUGGGAGUGGCGGGCGUUUCGGCUGCUCUUUGGAUAAUUGCCUACGGAAAAAUGUCCAGCAAGCGUAGAAAACCGGGCUAUGAGGAUAAAAUUCAAUACACAAUCGCUGAAAAGAAAGACAAAAAGGGCACAAAGGCACAUGUCAAUUCUGUAUUCUUCAAACAAUUACGACAGUUGUUGCCAAUACUGGUACCUCGCUUUUGGAGUGUGGAAACUGGUCUAUUAUUUUUGGUGGCCGCCUCGCUAAUUGGACGUUCCGUAAGUGAUAUUUGGAUGAUCCAGAAUGCAACAGUAGUGGAAAGCACAAUCAUACAUAUGAACAAAGCUAAAUUUAGAUCGGCAUUGCUAAAAUAUCUCGCCGCUUUGCCAAUGAUAUCUGUGGUCACGAACAUCCUAAAGUGGAGCUUGGGUGAAUUGAAAUUGAGAUUCCGAACAAAUUUGACACAUCAUCUGUACAAUCAGUACUUAUGCGGUUACACAUACUACAAAAUGUCAAAUUUGGAUAAUAGAAUAGCGAACGCCGAUCAACUUCUUACCACUGAUAUCGAUAAGUUCUGCGAAAGUGCCACAGACCUGUACUCGAAUAUCAGUAAGCCCGUGUUGGAUAUUUUCAUCUACGUCUAUCGUUUGACGGUCAAUCUGGGUGGCAAGACACCUUCAAUACUUAUGCUGUAUUUGCUGUUCGCUGGCAUCGUUCUAACACGGUUGCGACGCCCAACUGGACGUCUUACAGUUGAGGAGCAAAAAUUGGAAGGUGAAUUCCGCUACGUGAAUAGUCGUCUCAUAACGAACUCCGAAGAGGUAGCCUUCUAUCAGGGCAAUACACGCGAGAAGCUAACGCUGCUGGCCAGCUAUUCGAAAUUGCGUGCACAUCUGCGUAAAUUCCUGGAAUUCCGCGUUAGCAUGGGCAUUGUUGAUAAUAUUGUGGGAAAAUAUUUUGCGUCAAUUGUCGGAUUUUACGCUGUUUCAAUUCCUUUCUUUGCCGAAAACCAUCCCUUACUGUCGGGCGAAAAAAGCGGACAGCGAUUGCAGGCUUACUACACUUACGGCCGCAUGCUGGUAAAGUUAGCUGAGGCUAUUGGCCGUUUGGUUUUAGCUGGACGUGAAAUGUCUCGCUUAGCUGGUUUUACGGCGCGCAUGACCGAACUAAUCAAAGUUUUGAGUGAUCUAAACAAAGGACGUUACGAACGCACAAUGGUGAAUAACAUCGUAAAUGGUGAUAAUGGUUUUGGGCCAAAUAAAGGUGUUAUGACCUUCGUUGAUAAUAUCAUCAGGUUCGAAAAGGUGCCACUUGUUACACCCAACGGCGAUCUGUUGGUUAAGGAGCUAACCUUCGAAGUUAAAUCUGGCAUGAAUGUGCUGGUUUGCGGCCCAAAUGGCUGUGGUAAGUCUAGUUUAUUCCGCAUACUCGGUGAGCUGUGGCCAACAUGGGGUGGCAAAUUGACGAAGCCGCCGCGAGGAAAGCUCUUCUACAUCCCUCAGCGUCCAUACAUGACACUGGGCUCGUUGCGUGAUCAGAUAAUCUAUCCACACACACGCGAUGAGAUGGUACGCAGCGGCAAGAGCGACGAAGACCUAAUGAAAUAUUUAGACAUCGUACAGCUCACCUAUUUGGAGCAGCGUGAGAAUGGUUUGAACGCCAUUGAGGAUUGGAUUGAUGUCUUAUCUGGUGGCGAGAAGCAACGAAUUGCUAUGGCGCGUCUCUUCUACCACAGUCCACAAUUUGCCAUUCUCGAUGAAUGCACGAGCGCGGUUUCAGUCGAUGUAGAGGGUCAAAUGUACAGUUAUUGCCGCGAGGCGGGCAUUACGUUAUUCACAGUGUCACAUCGCAAAUCGCUGUGGACGCAUCACGACUACUAUUUGCAGUUCGAUGGACGUGGUAGCUACGAAUUCGGUCCAAUUGAUCAAGCGAAAGAGCAGUUUGGCUCGUAAAAAUUUAAAAUAAGCAAGGACAAAUACUACAUUAAUUUAUGUAGAUAAAAUACAUAGUAACAAUAAAGUCAAUCAGUAAAAAUGGUAGCAUCGCCAGCGUCACCUAUGUACACCUACAUAAAUAAACUGUUCAUGUGGGAACAAAUAGUAUUGCCGAAAUGA
Messenger RNA from Rhagoletis pomonella (apple maggot), 2616 nucleotides. RefSeq names its product ATP-binding cassette sub-family D member 3 (gene Pmp70). Lineage: Eukaryota; Metazoa; Arthropoda; Insecta; Diptera; Tephritidae. The record is from RefSeq and is a predicted model, not a curated record. The transcript has 11 exons. Gene Ontology annotation, molecular function: ATP binding; ABC-type transporter activity; ATP hydrolysis activity. The coding region runs from base 478 to 2454 and encodes 658 amino acids. Gene Ontology annotation, biological process: very long-chain fatty acid catabolic process; long-chain fatty acid import into peroxisome; peroxisome organization. Gene Ontology annotation, cellular component: peroxisomal membrane.